AUGGCUGGAAAAUCUGCUGGUCGUUUUGAAUGUGUGGCGGAAACGAUUCCAGCUAGUUUCACCUCGCCAUCAUCCGAUUUGCAUACAAGUGGACCACCGCUGUCGCCCUAUGCCGAGAAGAAAAACGAACAAAUGGUUAUAAACAUACUUCAAGCUGUUUACAAACUGGCUACUUACUAUUUUGAGAGUAGUUACAACGAAGAAUGA
Messenger RNA from Echinostoma caproni, 207 nucleotides. The record is from the annotation of a GenBank genome assembly. NCBI's taxonomy places the organism in Eukaryota, Metazoa, Platyhelminthes, Trematoda, Plagiorchiida, Echinostomatidae.